This is a messenger RNA of Enterobius vermicularis (human pinworm), 2031 nucleotides long. NCBI's taxonomy places the organism in Eukaryota, Metazoa, Nematoda, Chromadorea, Rhabditida, Oxyuridae. The record is from the annotation of a GenBank genome assembly.
AUGCUUCUUACCACUGCACUCAGUUGUUUUUUGGCUUUUUGGAGUCUUCUUUUCCUCACAGAUUUCUACCUAAGAGCAAACGCUGUUCAUUGGUAUAUCAACUUUGCCGAUCAUAUUGGCCUCUCUGUGUCAUUCUUUCAGGUUUGUUCACUGUAUCUGGGUCCGUUUUCCUCCAUAUUUCCAUUCCGUCAGCCAUAUACAUUUUACCCUUUGGGCAUUUUGCGCAUUAUAGUUAAGAAGCCUGACGAAAAGUUAGGGUGUAGGUUCUCAGAACUAUCGGGAAUGGAAGGAGCAGAAAUACGUUUUUACACGAACAGAUUUCAUCAAUCUCUUCUUUACCAGCCGCUUGCUGCAUCUAGUCCCAGUAAGUAUUCAUUAAUAUCUCGAGCUGUUUCUGUUUGGUUUACGGUAGGCGCUACAGUUUCAUUGAUUUGUUUCUUCGGCGUAACUAUUUUUUUGACGAAGCUUCUUUGGGAUGUUUUUGCUCCCUGGUGGCCCAGCUACCCAUAUCCUGAAGAGCAGCUCGUUCCACCAGUAUUUCACCUGAAUCAGGUUAAGGAUCAUGGCUUUAUAAGUCAUACGCAGCGGCAAACUGAAAGCGAAGUCGGUUUAACUCCCAUAGUUCCUGGAGUCAAUAUUCCAUGGGAACAUGUCCCUCUUUUUUUGCUGGUUUUGACUAUUGUUGGCGUCGUCCAUGAACUGGGACAUGCAAUGGCAGCAGUUGAUGCUAAUGUGCCUGUCAGCGGUUUUGGCAUUUUCUUAAUUGCUGUCUACCCAGGAGCAUUUACUGAAAUGCAAACAGAUGCACUUGGCCGUUCAUCUUCGGCUCAGAAAAUGCGCAUUUUUGGAGCUGGAAUAUGGCAUAAUCUAGUCCUUGCAUUUUUUGGAUAUUUGCUUUAUCUUGUCGUGCCUUAUGUAUUAGCUCCAUUGUAUUUACGUGGAAAUGGUGUCUAUAUAAGAGUUCGUCUUCUUCUUCAAGAUGUAGACUUGCGUUCUGGAUUGAGUGGAAUGGCUGGACUUCGCAAGAAUGAUGUUGUAUAUAAUAUUAAUGGCUGUGCCACAAAAAGCACCGCAGAUUGGUAUAAAUGUUUGGCUGAAAUAAAAGGAACUAAAGUUGGUUUCUGUGUUCCAAACGAAAAAAUUUUGCCAGGUCUGGCGAAGAAGGUGGAAACAUUUGGUGGUGAGAUGCACUGCUGCGAUGAGUUUCAGGAUGUCUCAUUAUCGCAUAUCUGCUUUUACUUCAAAAACGUUUCAGCUGCUGUGAAAAAAAAAAAGUUUUUAUUUGAUUUUCCAUUGAGUCGAGGUGUUACGCUGGCACCAAAUUUGGCUGAAUCACUAGGUUUUAAAGCAGCCCGGAAACGAGAUAUUAAGGCGCUUGAGAGGAAGUCUAAUUUUAUCCUCAAUCGCAACGCUCGUAAAGUUGAACAGGGAUCAAAAAAUUUUGAUGCUUUUGCAUUUUUAAGUAAACCAACAGCUAUUAAGAAAACCCAGGACGAAAAAUACGCCUGUCUGCCAGCAAGACUUGUUACUGACUAUGAAACUUGCAAAACACCUUUGGACUGUGCCGGAUACCCGAACGGGCCGCAGUGCGCUUUUCCGGCUUUAUUUAAUGGAACUUUGCUGUUGAGGAUUAAUGUUGGCAAUACAUCGCGACCAAUUUUGUUUAUUGGAACAACUGAUGAACUGGUAUAUUUCGUGAAGUUGAGCGAUUAUAUCCCUUUAUACUUUUUUGCGUUUCCAUGGUUGCCAUAUGCUUCUGAACUGGUUUCGAAAUACCUCGUUACGUUUUCUCUGGCUGGAUUACAGCUCGCUAAAUAUUUUUUUGCAGCCGUUGCAUUACUAAAUGCGGUUCCAUGUUACGGUCUCGAUGGGCAGUUUAUCAGCGAAACAGUUAUAGAGAGUGUUUUUGCUCAAUUUUCAACGAGGCGCCGCCUUAUUUUACACAAAUUUCUAGUUUAUUACGGGGUUGCAAUUCUAAGUGGAAAUUUGUUAGUUGGGUUUGUUCGCUUUCUUCGUCCAUAUCUCACAUGA